UAAAUGACUUUCCACGAAACAUUCAGCCCAUUUUAAUCCGCUUAACAGCCCACCCUACCCAACCAUUUUCCCACCCCAUAUAUAAAGAUUGAAUCGAACCUCAAAUACAUUAUUGACAAAGAAGAAAAAAAGGGAAGGGGGGGGGGGGGGGGGGGGGAGAAGAAUGUCUGGAGCGGCAAUUGGGGAGGAAGAGAAGAAGUCGGCCAAUGAUCAAUCAGAUCAUAUAAAUCUAAAAGUGAAAAGCCAGGACGGGAAUGAAGUCUUCUUUAGGAUCAAACGAAGCACUCAGCUCAAGAAAUUGAUGAAAGCUUAUUGUGACAGGCUGUCUGUGAAUUUCAAUGCAAUUGCCUUCUUGUUUGACGAUUGUCGUCUUAAAGCAGAACAGACUCCAGAUGAGCUGGAGAUGGAAGACGGUGAUGAAAUUGAUGCAAUGCUGCAUCAAACCGGAGGCACAACUCUUUGAGUCUUCUUUUAUGUGAUUUUAUGUCUUCUUCCGUUUCAGUGGACCUUAAGACUUUUAUGAGUUUCAAGAUGGUAUGUGUUUCAAGUGUAAUGAACAGGAUCGUGUAUCACCAAUGUAGCUUGACAUGAAAGUCAUUGCUUUCUUCA
Molecule: messenger RNA, 609 nt
Organism: Capsicum annuum
Lineage: Eukaryota; Viridiplantae; Streptophyta; Magnoliopsida; Solanales; Solanaceae
Product: small ubiquitin-related modifier 2
Exons: 3
Coding region: 164-463 (99 amino acids)
Biological process (GO): protein sumoylation
Cellular component (GO): nucleus
Molecular function (GO): ubiquitin-like protein ligase binding; protein tag activity
Source: RefSeq, a predicted model, not a curated record